UCACAUUCAGAGACGUGCGUUUGUGGCAGAAAAGUGUGUCGAUUCCUGUAGACUUGGCGGGGCGUGUGGCAUUUUAGAAAUCUGAAAAGGAUUGGCGUUGGUAGUAAUUGCUUGUUCGACAGAGUACACUAGCUAAAAUCAUGUUAACGUUAAAAAAUAAAAGUAGGCGCAGAGCAGUGACUUAUGGAAUAAUAUAUGCGUAUAUAUCGUCCGUACAAAAUAAAAAAAAUAAGAAACGUGCAUGUUGGACAAAAAAGUGGCUAGAAGAAAGAAGCCAAUUUGGUCAUAUUCCCCUUCUUAAGGAACUAAGGGAAAACAAUCCCAAUGAUUUUAAAAAUUAUUUACGCAUGGACUGCACAACAUUUGAUAAUCUUCUUCAAGUACUGGAACAAUAUUUAGUUAAAGAAGAUACAGUAAUGAGGAUGGCUAUUCCGCCUAAUGAAAGACUCAUGGCAACUUUAAGAUUUUUGGCUACAGGUAGAUCCUAUGAAGAUUUAAAAUUUUCUACUGCGAUUUCUCCUCAAGCUUUGGGAUACAUUAUUCCGGAAACUUGCAAAAUAAUUUAUGAGCAAUUAAAAAAUGAGUAUUUAAAGUUUCCAACAACUAAAGAAGAAUGGAACUCAAUUGCUAAAGAUUUUGAAAAUAAGUGGCACUUCAUUAACUGUGGUGGAGCAUUAGACGGAAAACAUAUACGAAUUACAUCUCCGGCUGGUUCAGGUGCAUUAUAUUAUAAUUACAAGCACUUUUACAGCAUCGUUUUAAUGGCAUUAGUAAAUGCAAAUUAUGAAUUUAUCUAUGUCGAUGUCGGAAAAAAUGGUAGAAUGUCAGAUGCAGGCGUCAUCGAAUAUACUGAGUUUUAUCGCCGACUUUCAGAAGAUGCCUUAAAUUUGCCAGAUAAUACUGAAACUACAGAACAUUUAAAUUACGUGUUUGUAUGCGACGAAGCAUUUGCUUUGCAUAGACAUAUUCUUAAACCUUAUCCACAAAAAGAUUUGAAUUUUGAAAAAAGAAUUUACAACUACAGAUUAUCUAGAGCCAGAAAUGUGGUUGAAAAUGCAUUUGGUCUUAUCGCUUCUAGAUUCAGAAUACUUCAUACUUGUAUAAAUUUGAACGUAUCUAAAGCAAAGUAUAUAAUUCUUGCGAUAUGCGUUUUGCACAACUAUUUAAGAAGGCAUAGUUCAUCUUAUAUAACAAGUUCCACACUUGAUAAGGAAAAUAGCGAAACACAUGAAAUAGAAGGAGGUGACUGGAGACAGCAGAAUUAUGAAAUUACAUCUUUAAAACAAAACAUAGUUAGGAACGUACCAUUGGAAGCUAAGCAAAAUCGAGAAAAUUAUCUACGAUACUUUUUGGGUAAAGGAAAAAUAGCCUGGCAAGAAGAAAUGAUAAAAAAAGGAAAAGCGUAAAGAAAACCAACUAUAUUGUGUAUUUGUUUCACAUUAUUUUUAAGUGCAUAUUUAUGUAAAAACUUAUAAUAAAUAAUUACCUCUGC
Molecule: messenger RNA, 1492 nt
Organism: Anthonomus grandis grandis
Lineage: Eukaryota; Metazoa; Arthropoda; Insecta; Coleoptera; Curculionidae
Exons: 2
Coding region: 141-1406 (421 amino acids)
Source: RefSeq, a predicted model, not a curated record